Zea mays is the source of this 1312-nucleotide messenger RNA. RefSeq lists its product as uncharacterized. Gene Ontology annotation, molecular function: zinc ion binding; cytidine deaminase activity. The record is from RefSeq and is marked validated. Bases 164 to 1102 code for a protein of 312 amino acids. NCBI's taxonomy places the organism in Eukaryota, Viridiplantae, Streptophyta, Magnoliopsida, Poales, Poaceae. Gene Ontology annotation, cellular component: cytosol. The transcript has a single exon.
AGCUAUCGCUUCUGGCUUCUCCUCCCUCCUGGUCCUGGCCCCGGCCUCCUUUCCAAGCUUCAAGGAAACAUCCAAGCACUUCCCUGUUCCAAGUCAGGAGACUAAACGCUGUUAGCAGUAGCGAAUCAUACACCAGCAGCCUAGUUAGAGUUGGAUCUGAGCAAUGGGGGAGGAGCGGGCGGCGCCAAAGCCGGGUCCGGCUGCCGCCACGGCGGUGGAGCUGACGGGGUUCGUCAUGGGCGCGGAGGAGGCCGAGCGCGCGGCGGCGGCCGCCGGCGUCGCGACCGUGCAAGACCUGCUGCCGCUCCUGGUCCCGUCCGCGAUGGAGCGGGCGCGCGCCCCGAUCUCGCGGUUCCGCGUGGGCGCCGUGGGGCUGGGCGCCAGCGGCCGCGUCUACGCCGGCGUCAACCUCGAGUUCCGCGGCCUCCCGCUGUGCCACUCCGUCCACGCGGAGCAGUUCCUCGUGGCCAACGCCGCCGCCGCGGGGGAGCCCGCGCUGCGCGCCGUCGCCGUCUCCCACAUGCCCUGCGGCCACUGCCGCCAGUUCCUGCAGGAGAUGCGCGGCGCGGCGGCCGUCCAGAUCCUCGUCACCAGCGACGCCGCGGAGGGCCGCGCCCCGGAGUGGCGCGCGCUGGCGUCCCUCCUCCCGCGCCCCUUCGGGCCCCGCGAUCUCCUCCCCGAGGACGUGGCCCUCGUCCUCGAGCCGCACGGCAACGACCUGGGCGGUCCGGUCGCCAAUGGCUUCGCCCGCGGCGACCUGGACGCGCGCCUGAGGGAGGCCGCGGAGGCGGCCGCGCGGGCGGCGCACGCGCCCUACAGCAAGUGCCCCUCGGGGUUCGCGGUGGCGGACGGCGACGGGAGGAUCUACGCCGGGGGCUGCAUCGAGUCCGCCGCCUACAACCCGACGCUGGGCCCCGUCCAGGCGGCCAUCAUUGGGAUGGUGGCGGCCGGAGGCGGGCCCGCCGGGGACGUGGUAGCGGCGGCGCUGGUGGAGAAGGAGCGGGCGGAGGUGGCCCAGGAGGCGACGGCCAGGAUCUUUCUCGAGGCCGUGGCCCCACGCGCCACCUUCCACGUCUACAACUACAGGCCGUCCGAUGCUUGAUGAGCUUCUGUGGCGGUGGGUCAGUUGGGGUGGGAUGGGCAGGACCUGAUCGCGAUAAUGUUCAUAAAAGAAUAAUGGGAAAUUUGGAUCCAUACCAUUAAAAGAUCACCACUUUGGAUCCAUACCAUUACUAUCUCACUUACAUGUGGGUCCACAUGAGUCAAUGACAUGUGGGGUUCAUGGUAUAUAUCUAAAGUUUGGAUCUUUUAA